AUGAACGCAUACAGCAUUUCCUCCAGAACCACCCAAACAUCGUCUGUUUUUUCCGCAGAGGACGACGAUUACGAUGCUAAACUCAGAGAGAUUGAAGAAUACUACGUGAGGACUUUGCUAGAGGAGGAACCUGCGCAUGGACCAGAACCAAACCAAAAGUGGAGCCCGAACUCUACUACAACGCUCUCGCUCCUGGGAACACUCAACGGAUCGUCGUCGGAAUUUCGCCAGCCACAGCAGCAUCAGGAUAUCGUAGGCCAAGGAGCCAGUUUUUAUCUGCGGCAACAGCAACCUCAACUGGAGGUGGAAAUAAACUCACAGUAUAUGCCCGCCAGCGGAAUCAUGCCUCUUACAUCGGAAAAUCUGAAGAUCCUGCAAAACCCAAAAUUGACGCCCCAGAGGCCCGAGUGCCUGACUUCCGAACCCACACCCACGUCUAGAACAGCAUCAUCGCCCAGCCCAACUGGAAAUUCUGAAAAAUGCAACAAAGUGCUCUACAAGACAGAACUUUGCGAGUCCUUCUCCACUAAGGGCCACUGCAGAUAUGGUUCCAACUGCCAAUUUGCCCACGGCUUGCAAGAGUUAAAGUUCAAAGAGCGCAACAACAAGUUUAGGACCAAACCAUGUGUCAAUUGGAUGAAGACCGGCACUUGUCCAUACAGGCAAAGGUGCUGCUUCAAACAUGGAGAUGAUAACGAUAUUAAAAUGUAUCUGCGGGCAGGUCACAUUCCCAUCGCUUCUCCAGAUGGCAGGUCGGAGCGUAAAAAUCUGCAUGCUAACGUCCAAGCUCUGCAAAAAAUGGCCUGGUAA
Lachancea dasiensis is the source of this 810-nucleotide messenger RNA. The record is from the annotation of a GenBank genome assembly. NCBI's taxonomy places the organism in Eukaryota, Fungi, Ascomycota, Saccharomycetes, Saccharomycetales, Saccharomycetaceae.